This is a messenger RNA of Musa acuminata subsp. malaccensis (wild Malaysian banana), 467 nucleotides long. RefSeq names its product large ribosomal subunit protein eL38z/eL38y. The record is from RefSeq and is a predicted model, not a curated record. Gene Ontology annotation, cellular component: cytosolic large ribosomal subunit; ribosome. Gene Ontology annotation, molecular function: structural constituent of ribosome. NCBI's taxonomy places the organism in Eukaryota, Viridiplantae, Streptophyta, Magnoliopsida, Zingiberales, Musaceae. Gene Ontology annotation, biological process: translation; protein-RNA complex assembly.
CCCUCCCGGAUUAGGGUUUUCCACGGAGAGGCGCAGCACCGGAAGCCAGCCGCCUUCCCCGUCGAGGCGCAUCAAAGAUGCCGAAGCAGAUUCACGAGAUUAAGGAUUUCCUUCUCACCGCGAGAAGGAAGGAUGCACGGUCGGUGAGGAUAAAGAGGAGAAAGGAUGUGGUCAAGUUCAAAGUCCGCUGUGCCAAGUACCUCUACACACUUUGCGUGUUCGACCCCGAGAAGGCAGACAAGCUGAAGCAGUCUCUUCCGCCAGGUUUAAGCGUCCAGGAAGUCUGAAGACGAAGUUUCAAUUUUGCAGUCUGUUGCUUUAGCUUUCAAGCAGAAGCAGUUUGUUUCGACAUGUAAGGUUUUAAUUCGGUGAAUCGCUUCUGUUCCAACUUUGAAUGGAAUUAGUGCGAGUGUUAGUGCUUCGAAACAUAACGAAUGAUAUGAUAUGUUAUGCUCUGAUCUUUUUUA